Molecule: messenger RNA, 1523 nt
Organism: Bombus pyrosoma
Lineage: Eukaryota; Metazoa; Arthropoda; Insecta; Hymenoptera; Apidae
Gene: fzy
Product: cell division cycle protein 20 homolog
Exons: 6
Coding region: 24-1388 (454 amino acids)
Biological process (GO): positive regulation of anaphase-promoting complex-dependent catabolic process; positive regulation of ubiquitin protein ligase activity; anaphase-promoting complex-dependent catabolic process
Cellular component (GO): anaphase-promoting complex
Molecular function (GO): protein binding; ubiquitin ligase activator activity; anaphase-promoting complex binding
Source: RefSeq, a predicted model, not a curated record
GGUUAGUUUUAAAUAUUUUCAUAAUGUCUCACUUAAAAUAUAUGAAAGAAAUAAAUAAUCUAACUCGCAUGGAUGAAACUAUUAAGGGGCCACUUCCGCGUUGGCAGAAAAAAUGUUUAGAAACAUCAAAUUCCAGUGUCAACCUUAGUAUUAAUUCAUCACGAAAAAUUACGAACGGAUCAUUUGUAAAUAGUACUACAGGAAAAACACCAACGAAAAAGAGUGACACUCGAAUGAAGAAAACACCAUCUAAAACUUCUAAGAAAUCUCCAAGUCGUGCUUCUACACCAGCUAAGACACCUAGUGGUGGUGAUAGAUUUAUUCCUUCAAGAGCAACUACUAAUUUUGAUCUAGGUUAUUAUAAGAUUCAACAACAACCAAAUACAGAAAAAAAUGAAGAGAAAGUAGACAACAUAAGUCCUUCCAAAAGGGAAAUGCAGCGACUUAUGGGAGAAAAUUUACAUGGUGGUGAUAUUAAUCAGAUGAGAGUUUUGUCUUAUCAAAAUAAAGCACCAGCUCCUCCAGAGGGUUAUCAAAAUCCAUUGCGUGUUGUGUAUAGCCAAAGUAAAACGCCAGCAAGCAUAAAAGCUUCUACAAGAUAUAUACCACAAACUCCUGAUAGAAUAUUGGAUGCUCCAGAAAUUGUUGAUGAUUAUUAUUUAAAUUUAAUUGAUUGGUCGGAAAAUAAUAUUCUAGCUGUAGCAUUAGGUGCUAGUGUAUAUUUGUGGAAUGCAGCAACAGGAACUAUUGAACAGUUACUUGAAUUAAGCGGCAAUGAUUAUGUUUGUUCUGUUGCAUGGAUUCAAGAAGGUCCCUAUUUAGCUGUAGGUACUACAGUGGGAAAUACAGAAUUAUGGGAUUGUAGUCAAAUAAAAAGAGUACGUGUAAUGAAUGGUCAUGCGGCCAGAGUAGGUUCUCUUUCUUGGAAUUCACAUGUUUUGACGAGUGGUUGCAGAGCAGGACAAAUAGUGCACCAUGAUGUUAGGCAAAGGGAUCACUUAAUAUCAACAAUUAAUGCACAUGCCCAAGAAGUAUGUGGUUUAAAGUGGUCACCUGAUGGAAAGUAUUUAGCAAGUGGUGGUAAUGAUAAUAUGCUUCAAAUAUGGCCAUCAAUCUCUGUACAAAGUCAUACAAACACACAACCAAUUUAUUCAUUAAAUCAACAUCAAGCUGCUGUAAAAGCACUUGCAUGGUGUCCUUGGCAGAAUAAUAUUCUUGCUAGUGGAGGUGGUACUGCUGAUAGAACUAUUCGAUUUUGGAAUUGUAAUACAGGUGAAGAAAGCAUCAAUUGUGUAUAUUCAUUGUACACAGUAAAACCAUCAGUAAUAAAAAUUCUAAUGAAAUCAAAAAUCUUUUUACAAAUAUUUAUUCUACAGGUGCAUGUUUAAAUAUGGUAGAUACGAAGUCACAAGUAUGUUCUUUGCUUUGGUCUACAACGUAUAAGGAGAUUGUAUCUGGUCAUGGAUAUGCACAGAAUCAGUUAACAAUCUGGAAAUACCCCGCAAUGACGAAGGUCGCAGAAC